GUUGCGCAUGCGCUGUUGUUCAUCCAGGAAAUCCAAGUAGAAAGUGUGUCAUUUGUGUUUGUGAAUUGGCUAGAAGUUCGUUUCGAUGUGACUAAGAAAUAUUUACGUUCCUCUCUUGCUAAAUCAUCAUGUCUGUCGCUGGAUGGAAGCAUCUUGCCACUUUAUUUUUCACCUGUAGCUUGACAAUUUUUAUUCACACAGUUGUUGCUGAUGAUCCCAUUGUGUCUAUUAUUGAAACAAACCCUGUUAUAGACCCAGUAGAAAAUAAAAUUGUGGCUGAGACAAACCAGGAUGUCCAACUUACUUGUGUGGUUGAGAAUAAGCCACUUAACUCACAGGUUCAGUGGAAGGGACUUAUAAAGAGGAAUGGAUCAACUACUGUUGUACCCAUUUCAACAGCCACACGGUCAUAUGAUUCCUUCAAGUACAUGGUUGACACACCUGCACCAACCUCCUGGAGACUGCGUAUUCAGAAUAUACAGGUUACUGAUGAGGGUACCUAUGUGUGUGAGGUUCAAACAAUGGUUCAGACCUAUGCCUCAAGUUCGGCAGAUAUGCUUAUCGUGGAAAAACCACAGAUUGCUGAUUUGGCGACCAGCAGCGACGUGACAAAAAGCGUUGGUGAGAGUUUGACUUUGCAGUGUGCUGCAUCUGGACGUCCAACUCCGUUGGUCAAGUGGACACGCAUGGCAGGGGAGCUUAUGCCUAGUGGUGGACGUGAACUCCUGGAACCAAGCUUGACGAUACUACUUCUGCAACCACAGCAUGCUGGAAUCUACAAAUGUUCGGCAUCAAAUUCUGCCGGAUAUGAUAGCAGGGACAUUCAGUUGACAAUAAACUAUCCACCAGUUCUGUUCUCAGCAAAUCCCGUGGUACAACAAGCGGUAGGAUACGUCAAAGAACUUGUUUGUGAUAUCAAAGGAUAUCCCACACCUUCUGCUGAUGAUGUGACCUGGACUAAACAAGGAGCCUCUGUUCUUCUUGGGGGACACAUAUACAUACGCAACAUUCCAGGAGCUUCAAGCAAGAUUACCAGUAUCCUUGUAUUCUGGGGUGUGCGAGAGUCUGAUUAUGGAGAAUACACUUGUGGAGCAAAGAACGAUAAAGGAUCCAGCAGCAUUAAAUUUGUGCUUCAAAGAUCUGCAGUAGCCACAGAAGACAGAACAAAUCAGAUUCGUGCAGGUGCCUCAAUCCUGGCAGUAAACAUAGCAACAGUUGUUAUGGUCCUCUCAGUCUGCCUGCUGCAGCGUUUUGGAUAAAGUGAAAUUUCAGUGGAUUAAGACCUGUUUGAUAAUGCCACAAACUUAUCACGACUUGAUAUUUACAAUAUUUUUUUCCCUCCUCCACUUUACCUGCCUUCCCAACUCCAAAAUUAUCAGCCUCCUACCGAAAAUUUACUAAUGCAUGAUGCAUCUAUUUUCAAUAUUUGGUUCUAAAAGUUUGGAAGGAUCAAAUCUUAUCAUUUGUUUUCUGAGUGGGGUGAAACUCAUCCUUCAGCCUUUUAAAACAAGUCGAUCAUCCUCAUCACAUAUCUUGUUGAUAUCAUGUGCUCAUUUCUAACAAUUUUAGAAAGGAUGUGUUGGAGCCAUUCCUUUUGUGUUAAUAUGUAAAUAGAUGUAUAUCAGUUGCUUUGCCUUCUGUCUGAUUACUAUUUUCUUACCUCAUGUAUGUCAAUAUAUUAAAGCAUAUUUGGUACAUAAUAUUAGUUCAUAAUAACAUUCAACACCUUUCAGUGGUUACUGUUGUAGCUGCAUCAUUUUGUGCAUGGGUGUGACAAGGAGCAAAUAGUAUUUUGGGAAAUCUAGUAUAUAAGAUAAUAGCUGAGGAAAAAUUAAACAGCCAGUUGAAAAGGCUAGAUCAUUAAGCAUAUCUUUAAAAUCUUGCAUUCCAAUAAUAUAUUUUUGACAUUUUAUGAAGAGGUUUGAUCAAGCAUCUUGAAUUUUAGUGGUUAUAAAGCCCUUUAGUUUAUUAGUAAUUUUUGUUGUCCUAUCUUUAUAAAAAUGAUUCAUGUAACUUGAUCAAAAGCAAAAAGCUCUUAGAUUGUGUUUACUUGCUGGUUUUUUAUGAGAAAGGGGUGGUAUAUUUUGGAAGGUUGUUUUUUUUUUUUUUUUGUUUGUUUUUUUUUUUUUGAGAAAUAAAAGGUAUGGCAGCUGUAGAAGGCACUGUUGUGCUUGCAUUUUUUCCUUUACAGUUACUAGGUUGUUUUUUUUUAAAAUUCGUGUUCAUACAUGCUCUGUCCACCUUAAAGACAAUAUAGCCAGUAUGCAGUUGUGAGGAGAUACAAAUGAUGAACAGUUUAUGGCAUUAAGAUUUCCAUUUAAAAAUCAUUUAUCUAGAUUAAAAAACAAAAAAAUACAGUGAUACUUUUCAUUGUUUCAAAUUCACAGUCAUUCCACUUCAUAUGUUGAAUCCAAUUUUUGGGAGGAGGUUUAUGAACGUUGAUAUGAAUGUUGAGAGCAAGAGACCGCAGACCUGAAUGUUGAUGCUUAAGAAACAAGGAUGAAUUACACAUAUCCAAGCUGUAUAAAAGGACAGAGUUUAGGCAUAUUUUCUUUUCCCAAGUAUUGUACAUAUUUUUGUAGCAGAGUGUUUAAUUUUUGAAUAAACUAUUUUAUACAUUU
This is a messenger RNA of Pomacea canaliculata, 2621 nucleotides long. Its product is annotated as protein amalgam-like. The record is from RefSeq and is a predicted model, not a curated record. Gene Ontology annotation, cellular component: neuron projection. NCBI's taxonomy places the organism in Eukaryota, Metazoa, Mollusca, Gastropoda, Architaenioglossa, Ampullariidae. The transcript is spliced from 7 exons. The coding region runs from base 129 to 1259 and encodes 376 amino acids.